Messenger RNA from Brugia malayi, 720 nucleotides. RefSeq names its product PDZ domain containing protein. NCBI's taxonomy places the organism in Eukaryota, Metazoa, Nematoda, Chromadorea, Rhabditida, Onchocercidae. The transcript is spliced from 6 exons. Gene Ontology annotation, molecular function: protein binding. The record is from RefSeq and is a predicted model, not a curated record. The coding region runs from base 1 to 720 and encodes 239 amino acids.
AUGAUUGCUGAUAAUGAAGAGUUGCAUCACCUUUAUGUUAAUAUUGAUGCUGGUGAAUUACCUGGCAUAUCAUAUACCAAGGAUCUCACUGUAACAUUUGUACAACGAAGCGGUGCAUUAGAAGAUCGAAUUAAUGUUGGUGAUAAAAUUUUGGCAGUAAAUGAUUGCUCUGUAAGUGAUCGAAAUGCAUUUGAUCGAAUUCAACGAAAACAACACAUUACACGCAUCACAGUAAAUCGUGAUAAAAAACGUGGCGAAAAAAUUAAGCAAGAGCAAUAUGUUGAUGAUAAAAGAAUUAUAAAACGUGAAGGUUUUCUAUAUUUGAAAGUGAAAAUGACACAACAUAGGAUAGGUACACGAGUAGGUUUGCUAAGUCGAGGCCUCGUGGCGCAAUGGACAACGCGUCGGUCUACGGAACCGAAGAUUGUAGGUUCGACUCCUGCCGAGCAAGUAAAAAGUAAUAAAGAAGGACACGUUUAUGUGACACGUGUGCUAAAUGGCUCAUUAAGUGCUGAAUGUUUAAUCGUUGGUGAUCGAAUUUUGCAAGUUAAUGGAACAAUUAUUAAUGAUAAAGAAAUGGCAAAAAAAAUUAUUGUUCAGGGUUUAUUAAAAGGAAAUAUAAGUAUUCUUGUAGAGCGUCCUGAUUCUUCUAAAGCACGCAAUUUUAUAUCUGAAGUAUUGUCUGUUCGAACACCACCAAAUACUGAAAUAUGUCACUAA